AUGAGGCGGCUGAUAAGGCUCUGUUCCGGUAUCUUCGUCACACCGGCCUUGGUCGUCGAUGGCGUCGAGAGCGUAGGCGGGUCACUGCUCCUUUGGGUUUUCGGCGGGCUCAUCGCGACCUACGGUCUUAUGGUCUGGCUCCAGCUGGGCUUGCACUACCGCUCCUCCCUACAGGAGACGAUGAGGCGCUGCGCGCGGUCCCGCGAAGCGGUGGAGAAAAGAACUACGCGAGCGGGUCUCUUCCUCAACAGCGCUUUUGCCAUGCUGAAAACAACAUUGCUGGUGGCCAUCUGUGUCCUCGGGUUCAUGAAAGCAGGUGGCGUGAGGGUGGGCGGCGAGCCCAAGGCGACGUCCAACUUCGACGUUAUCGAAUCGUUUCGACCGGGAGCCAGAGAGGUUCCAAGCGUCACGAAUUCCCUCCUGUACAUCAUGUACGCCUUUUCUGGAUUCGAACAGCCCUUUUACGUCCUCACUGAAGUCAGGACGCCUCGGAGAGUUUUCCCCAGAUACACGCUUCUCACCAUGGCCUUUGUCAUAGUUCUCUUCCUCCUGGUGAACGUGGCGUACUUUUGCGCCGUGCCCCGCAACCUACCCGCCCUACACGAACAGCGCAACAUGGCCAUCGUCUUCUUCGGCCACAUGUUCGGCAACGAAACUGCUAAGCGCGUCAUGGCCGCCAUCAUCGCGGUUUCCAUUUCGGGCAACCUGCUAGUCAUGACUUACACGGCGUCUCGAGUCAAGCAAGAGAUUGCCAAGGAGGGCAUCCUGCCGUGGUCACUCACCUUCGCCACCAGCCGUCGUACUCCAUGGGCCUGGUGGAAGGGGAGACACCUGGAAGAAGACGACCCGACACUGGAACAGUCGCCCAUGGCCGCACUGGGGCUACACUUUCUCACCUCGGCCCUGUUGAUCGCCCUCACGGCCAUGCUCGACCCGUCCAUCGCCUACGCCGUGCUGGUGAAGCUCUACAGCUACGUCAUCAUCAUUCUCAACGGAUUUUUCACGUCGUUGGGACUGUUAUAUCUCAAGUUUAAGCGCAAUAGGAACUGGUCCAACCCUAACUUCAACCCUCCAUUCGGCUGGGGAUAUGCUUUGGUCUACUGCGUCGCCUGCGCCUGUAUGAUACUCGCGGCAUUUGCGCAACCGUCGGAUGAAUCGCCUUACGCAUAUGCGGCCACAAACCUCCAGUGGUACUUGCUGCUGGCCGUCGGGCUUUCGGUGCCGUUCUGGGGUAUCGCGUGGUAUCUGGGACUGAAGUUGGUCAUGGCCUUUCGCGGCCGGGAGUUGGUUGUGAGCCGUAGGCCAACGACGGACCCUGAUCCUGGCAUGCCUGACCAGUACAUAAUGACGGCCGAGCAUAUCACACAUGACUGGCAUAUUCAUGGAGCACAUCGAGCAGUGGGAGCUGCGGACGACGAGGAGCUGCAAUCCUACUGA
This is a messenger RNA of Microdochium trichocladiopsis, 1437 nucleotides long. RefSeq names its product amino acid permease-domain-containing protein. Gene Ontology annotation, molecular function: L-amino acid transmembrane transporter activity. The transcript has 3 exons. The record is from RefSeq and is a predicted model, not a curated record. Gene Ontology annotation, cellular component: membrane. The coding region runs from base 1 to 1437 and encodes 478 amino acids. Gene Ontology annotation, biological process: amino acid transmembrane transport. Lineage: Eukaryota; Fungi; Ascomycota; Sordariomycetes; Xylariales; Microdochiaceae.